AUGGUAUACUACAACAGAGGAUCAUUCUCCGGGAAACGUGGAGGGCCAAGUGACCCUGGACGCAGCGCAGGUAAUUCCGCGCCUAGUCGACCGAUAUGCUUCUACCACAAGCGGGGAAUAUGCAAAUAUGGAAGAUCCUGUACAAAGUCUCAUGAUCGAGACGAGAGAUCGUUACAGCGAGACAAGAGGGUUGACGAAACGCUGGAGCAGCUGGAGGCUAGGGCUGGUUACAACUCCUGGAGAAGCGCUAUUCGGCUACCACCUCAAGAGAAUGCCAGCCUAGACAGUCAGUCGCUAUGGGACGAGGCUCUUAAUAUCCUCAACGGAGACGACCGAGACUGCAAGCAGAGUCUUCCGAGAGAUUUGGAAAAUGAAGAUGACUACUUUGGUCGACAGCACAUCCGAGCUCUUCUCUGCGGACGAGCGAAAGAUGGUCGGUAUCACAGUUUUGUUGAAGUCUCACGAUCAUUCUUCUUCGUUAUGACGCACCCGGCCCUGGUUGACUGCCUUUCUGUGGAGACGUACGUGGGAAACUUGUACAGUUUUAUUUCGGGAACGAAUGGCACAAGAGCGGUUCCGUACUUUCAGCACGUCUGCGAGAUCGCCGGGAGAAUCCUCGCCGAUCCCACCAGGAAGACGUCGGUGGAAACGAUCAACUCUACCCUAGUUGGUCUCCUCGAAAUCCUCUCGGAACUACUGCAACGCGAGCGAAGAGCCAGGUUCAACGAAAGUCUUCCGGAGCUACUCGAUUCUUUGGAAAACUGUGCUGAUACGAUGCCGCAAGAGUCUCUAGUAACCUCCAGCUUGAUUAUCAGUCGAGUUGGAGACCUCCGCUCUGUCGUUGCGCGUGCAAAUACCCUGCUGUCUACCGAAGGCGACGCGGGGCAACAGCACAAGUCGACCACAGUCGUCCAAACAUCCUACCCGCGUGAUAUGAUAAUACCAGGAGGACGCCACGACAACGACAAGGUCGACAUCACGACAAUGAACAUAUUUCCCACCCUGGAUGAGAUCAUGAGCGACGCCAAGGAGUUCUUGCCUUCGACCGAUCCCGAUCAGCCGCACUUUCUCGACAACAGGCGUGAGAGAUACAUAGACACGUACUUCCGUCUCCUUCGGCACGAUGUUCUGGGCCAGCUGAAAAACGACAUUGGCAGCUUCAUGAAAACUAUUGUGCGAGACCCGAAGCAGAUGAAAAACCCAAUGCCUGUGUUCAGUGACAGUCGUACCUACAGCUACAGCAAUGCCUUCGUGAGCUACCUGCUCCUCAAAAAAAGUGGUGGCCUGCAAGCAAGAAUUUCCUUUCCACAGCCUCGGUCUUUUCGCAAGAAACAAAGGCCUGAUAAACGAAAGUGGUGGGAGGAGUCGAGACGUCUGGAAGAAGGCAUACUGCUCUCCUUUCUCUGGAUCCAGGAAUCUAGUGUCCACCACCUGUUUCUCACCGUUGCCGAGAGAAACACCGACCCAAGAAGUGACAGCAGCCUAACUCACAACGAAAAUAUGGCGACUAUCACAACAAAGCUAGCUACGCAAGAUAAGCAACACGUCGAACUGCUGCUGAAGCUGAGCUGCGAGAAGGUUCACGGUGUUAUGCUCGAAUUUCCACACGUGCUUCCCGCUACAUUUACGCCCGUACUGAAGAGUUUACAACAUAUGCAGCGCCUGAAUCGGAUGCCUUUUCAAGAGUGGAUCUUGCCACCUCGUGUUGAACAAACUGGAAACGCACUCAAAAUUCCUCCGCCAUUGUACGCUCGGCAUGCUGGAUUCGAAUUCCCUCUCGAUGCCGUUCUCGGUCAUGGCUCGAGUGCCAUGUCACUGCCUUCUAUGUCAACGGAUCAGGAUCUCACUCUGAUGGCAGAGUUGGAGACCAAGACGGGGCUUGAUCGUGGACAAUGUUCGGCGUUGAUCGCUGCGCUCACCCGAGAAUUUGCCCUCAUUCAAGGUCCUCCCGGGACUGGAAAGUCUUACGUUGGAGUGAAGAUCAUGCAAAUUCUCCAGAGCGUAAAAGCGAGGGCCAAUCUAGGUCCAAUUAUUGUUGUGUGUUACACGAACCAUGCCCUGGACCAGUUCCUUGAGCAUCUCAUAGCUACAGGGAUUCGCAAGAUCGUUCGGAUCGGAGGACAGAGCCGAUCAGAAAUGUUGGAGGGUCAUAACCUCAGGAACGUUACAAAGUCCGAGUCGAAAAGUAGACAGGAAGGCUGGCAAGUUGCUAGUGCUUACCGCGCGCUAGAGGAACACGAAAAUCGGUCGGGGCGCAUUUUGGGACGAGUACACGGUGUCAGAAAGCGACCGGAAUGGAGAGCUUUCCAACAUCACCUCGCCCGAAAGCAUCGACGCAUAUGCGAGCAAUUCAACACUGUGGAUGUUGAUGGCUUCAACGCUGUUGGGCGACAUCCUUUCGAAAUAUGGACAUCUGGCAUCAAGCAGGAGGACGACGCGAUUACGACAAGAGCGCCAUCGGCCAGAGCUGUGGAUCGAACCACUAUCGUCGAGAAGGCAAACCGGAAUGUCCAGGCGCUCUCGUAUUCCGAGAGACAGGCACUUGUUGGGAUUUGGACACAAGAAAUUCAAGAAGACGCAGCGGCUGAAUUCUUCGAGGUUGUUGAGGAUGCAGAACAGAGCCAACGCCAGCUCUCGAAUGUCCAUGAGGAGGUGAACCGACGUGUCCUGCAAAGUUCGGACGUGAUCGGUAUCACGACCAGCGGCCUUGCCAAGAACUCCUCGACUAUACGACGUGUACGGUCCAAGGUUGUCAUAUGUGAGGAAGCUGGUGAGGUAAUGGAGCCGCACGUCAUGUCAGCAUUACUGCCUUCCGUGGAACAUUUUAUCCAAAUCGGCGACCACCAACAGCUGCGACCGUCGAUCAAUAACUUUCUCGACUUGUCCCUCGAAAGCGACCGCGGUAAGCUGCAUCAGCUGGAUCGGAGCCAGUUUGAACGACUCUCGGUCGGCGAGCCCGGGAGACCGUCUAUCCCUCUUGCUCAGCUGAACGUCCAGAGGCGCAUGCGCCCUGAAAUCUCUACAUUGAUUCGAGAGACAAUCUACAAACGACUGGAUGAUCACCCAAGCACAAUACAGCUGCCCAAUGUCGUCGGCAUGCGCAAGAACGUGUUUUGGCUUGACCACAACAACAUGGAAGAUGACGGUGGCGACAGCAUGAACCACCAUAAGAAAUCAAAGUCUAAUGGGUGGGAACUCCAGAUGGUACAUGCUCUGGUACGCCAUGUAGUUCGACAGGGCGUCUACUCUACUAGCGACAUCGCUGUAUUGACCCCGUAUACUGGUCAGCUCCAGAGGUUACGCGCAGCGAUGCGCCAAGACUUUGAGAUUGUCUUAAGCGAUCGAGACGAAGAAGCUCUGAUAAAAGACAGGUUCACUGCUCAAGACUCAAUCAUGGAAGAAGCCACUGCCGAGCAGAACAGCAAGAAAAAACCGCUGGAGAAAAAGCAACUUAGCGAGCUUCUCCGCAUCGCCACCGUUGAUAACUUCCAAGGCGAGGAGGCCAAGAUCAUCAUUAUCUCUCUCGUUCGAAGCAACAAAUCCCGAAGAGUGGGCUUCCUCAAAACCACGAAUCGCAUCAACGUCCUUCUCAGCCGGGCACAGCAUGGAAUGUACCUCGUCGGCAACAUCGAUACGUACUCAUGCGUACCGAUGUGGCAAAAAGUCAUCGAUAUGCUUCGUGCUCAAGAUUGUGCAGCAGCCAGACGACUUUCAGAGGUGCAGCCCGGAAGGUGGUUGCCAGGAACCUUGUAA
This is a messenger RNA of Cercospora beticola, 3753 nucleotides long. RefSeq lists its product as uncharacterized. Gene Ontology annotation, biological process: regulatory ncRNA-mediated heterochromatin formation. The record is from RefSeq and is a predicted model, not a curated record. NCBI's taxonomy places the organism in Eukaryota, Fungi, Ascomycota, Dothideomycetes, Mycosphaerellales, Mycosphaerellaceae. Gene Ontology annotation, cellular component: nuclear RNA-directed RNA polymerase complex. Gene Ontology annotation, molecular function: helicase activity; metal ion binding.